This is a messenger RNA of Talaromyces proteolyticus, 1209 nucleotides long. Its product is annotated as o-methyltransferase-like protein. The record is from RefSeq and is a predicted model, not a curated record. Gene Ontology annotation, molecular function: O-methyltransferase activity. The coding region runs from base 1 to 1209 and encodes 402 amino acids. Lineage: Eukaryota; Fungi; Ascomycota; Eurotiomycetes; Eurotiales; Trichocomaceae. The transcript has 4 exons.
AUGGGUUCUAUCGAACAACUUACCGCUUCCUUGACCGAAGCGGUAGCUACUCUACCUACCCAAGGCCCCAUCAAUGACGAGAAACGCAAUGCUUUCUACGCUGCUUAUGAGAAUCUCCGAAAGCAGAUUGAGACUCCCAUUGAUGCUGCCGUUAGAGUGAUCUUUGGUGGAUAUGAUGCCAUAGCUCUCAAAGUCGCCAUGGACACGCAGAUUUUGAACGAGCUCGCCAUCGCAGAAGGAAAGCCAAAGAGCGUCAUCGAGUUAUCCAAGCCAUCCGGAGCAGAUCCCCUCUUGAUCAAUCGAUUUCUUCGUGUGCUGGCUGCCAGCGGCUUGGUCAAGGAAACUGGCGAAGGCGAGUACGCAGCGGUAUCGCUCACCGGGGCAUUUUCAGACAUGUCGCCUCUUUCAAAAUCGGCCUUUCAUCUUCUUUACGGUGAAAAUCCACUCGCUAAACUUCCACAAUACCUACAAAAGACCAAUUACAAGAACCCAGACGAUAGCUGGAACGGCCCUUUCCAAUUUGCAGAGCCGACCGAUUUGCAGUAUUUCGAGUGGAUUCAGCAGCACUCACAACAUCAAGAGGCAUUCACUACACAUAUGGCCCUACAGCGAAUGGAGCGGGGACCUAACUGGUUUGAAUUUUAUCCAGUUGAAGAACGGUUGCUUGCCACUGACAAAGACACUUCCAAAGCUUUCCUCGUUGACCUUGGUGGUGGUGUUGGGCAUGACUUGGCGGCAUUCGCUGAAAAAUAUCCCAAGCUGGCUCCGAGACUGGUCCUCGAGGACCAGGAGCAUGUUCUCGCAGAUGUGGAUAAGCAAAAUUUCAAGCUCAACCCCAAUAUCCAGCGCGUUCCAACAGACCUCUUCAAACCACAAUCAGUGAAAGGUGCAAAAACAUAUUAUCUUCGCACCGUCCUUCAUGAUUGGCCAGACAAGCAAGCCAAGGAAAUCUUGAAAAACGUUUAUGAUGCAAUGAGCGACGACUCGGUGCUAAUUUUGAACGAGAAUGCGUUGCCAGACCAAAAUGUCUCAGGAUUCCAGGCUAGAAUUGAUCUAUUCAUGAUGUCUAUCUUAUCAGGAAUUGAUCGCACCUUUAAACAGUUCUACUCUCUUUUGGAAGAAAAUGGGUUUAAGGUUCUAGCCACGUACCGUCCGGAGACCUUGGCACCAGGAGCAGGGACCAUCUUUGAGGCUGUGAAAAAGCAUUAA